AUGAAGCUUCCUUUCACAUUUUUGUUUUGUUUGUUAAAGUUUGUAUGCUCUCAUUCAGGAUAUUUGUUCGAUUAUGGGAAAAUUGAGUCAUUCGAACCGUUCUCUAGUUUUAUAAACUACUCGCAUGUUACUCCGGAAUGCACAAAAGAUAUGAAAACUUGGAUUAGUUCAAUUGAACAGUUCACAGCGGCGUCAUCAGAUUGUUUGUUUUUCAAAAAUUGUACAGCUUCCAUUUUGAACAUUUUAAAGGAUAAUAUAUACGCAAUUCAACAAUACGAUGCAUUUGCAAAGAUUCCAUCAGCAGGACUGUUAGAAGUUUCGCUAGUUUUUGAUGGAAGUUAUCAAGAAUGCCAUAGAAUUAGUGGAGUAAAAUAUGAGACCAACUAUUGCUACGUGCUCUUAGUUCCUGGUCGAAACGCUAACUGCUCCGGUGGCUCGAUUCAAAAUGCUGGUACUUCAGUUGCUUUUCGAAGAGCAGUUUGCAUGCCGAAAUCUUGUGCAAGUAGUGACACUGUUGACUUGUAUAAUCAAUUAAGUGCAUUACCACUGACAGCAUGUGCCACAUUCUGUUCCCAAAGAGAUGUUCCAAAAGACUCGGCAUUCUGGGGAUUUUCAGCGUUCAUGUUUGUGAUUGUGAGUACGGUUAUUUUGGCAACCACCGUUGAUUAUCUCCGAGAGUCAGUUUACGAUAUAAGUAGCAAAUCUAUUGAAAAAAGUGCCUCACUCUAUCGUCUUCUAUAUUCUUUCUCAUUCUGGACUAAUGCAUCUACAAUUUUAAACGUGUCUUCCCAACCUGCAACUCACAUAAAAUGUUUGGAUUGCAUUCGAGGAUUAUCAAUGGCUUGGGUACUCUCUGGCCAUAUGUUGAAUUAUUUUGCAUUUGCUGACACUUUGAUGCCAAUUAAGUCUUUUGCAAAUUACUUUGCCGACUAUUUCUUUAUGAAUGCUGUGUUUUCAGUGGACACAUUUUUUCUAGUUUCUGGAAUUACUGUUGCUUAUUCCUUUUUCAGACUAAAGCCGACCACAAAAACGUUGAAAUCGCCUGCUACGUGGAUUUUGUUUUAUGUUCACCGUUACGUCCGAUUGACACCUCCGUACAUUAUUUUCAUAGGUUUCUAUGCAGUUUACGCGCUAUACAUUCAAGGACCACUUGCAGCUUCUCUGUUUAACUUCACAGUUCUCCAAGUCGAGGCUUGCAAAGCAUCCUGGUGGAGAAAUUUGAUUUAUAUUAAUAAUUUUGACAACGGAGAGAAUCCGUGCUAUGGACCAAGUUGGUAUCUGGCAGUAGAUACCCAAUUGUAUCUUGUUGCUCCCAUUUUGCUAGUUGCAUUAACUUGGACUCCAAUUGCAGGACUAGUUGUCUCAAUGGUUGGAUGUAUUGGGAGUAUGAUUAUUGUUUUCAUUCUCUAUCAGAAAUUUGAUAUGCCCGCAGAUUCUUUCAAUGCAGAUUCAUCUGGAAAAUUCAACUUCUAUGUCUACCAAAAACCGUGGACCCGAUGUCCUCCAUACCUGGUUGGUAUACUUGGUGGCUACUUUCUGUCCCGAUUUGCCACAUCGCCAGUUAAACUUUCGUUUGUUAAAAAACUCAUUCCAAUGCUUCUUGCCGUAGGAUUAAUUUUUGCAUGUCUCACAGCUAACAUUGGGUACGAUCAGGGAGAUCACUGGAGUUCAUGGACCAAGGCAACUUAUUACAAUUUUUCUCGAUUCUUCUGGGCACUUUCUGUUUUGUGGAUCAUACUAUCGUGUCACUAUGGUUGGGCAGGACCAAUUGGAAAUUUCAUGAGUCAUCCAAUAUGGCAACCACUGGGCCGUUUGUCUUAUUCUGCGUAUAUUGUUCAUUUGAUGGUAGUCUACUAUUUCUUGAAUGUCGGUGAUAAACCUCUUCAUUUCGUUUCUACGUGGCAAGUGUACGUAUAUUACAUACUUCCGGCAACAAUCCUCACAUACAUCUUUGCAUUCUUUUGGAGCUGUCUCUUUGAAAUUCCAGUUGUCAAACUGGAAAAGUUCCUGUUAGAGAUUUUAUUGAGAAAAAAGCGACUGCCCGAGAAGAAAACAGGAAAAGAAAUAUGGCAAUGA
Messenger RNA from Caenorhabditis elegans, 2076 nucleotides. It is a transcript of the gene oac-3, whose product is annotated as Nose resistant-to-fluoxetine protein N-terminal domain-containing protein. The coding region runs from base 1 to 2076 and encodes 691 amino acids. The record is from RefSeq and is marked reviewed. The transcript has 15 exons. Lineage: Eukaryota; Metazoa; Nematoda; Chromadorea; Rhabditida; Rhabditidae. Gene Ontology annotation, molecular function: acyltransferase activity, transferring groups other than amino-acyl groups.